AUGUUAUAUUAUAAACCUAAACACUUAAAAUCGGUUGUUCCUUCAAUUUUUACAACUGAACCUCCAAGUGCAGCCGAUUCUAUAAUUUUAGAUUCUCGUAUAUUAAGCGAGGAAAAGCUCAAUCUGAAUAGCAAGUUUGCUUUGCUUGAUCAAUUCAGUCAUCGAGCCUUUGAUAUCAAAGAAUAUAAUUUGACUUAAAGAGAAUUGCCAAGCAUAAAGAAACAUGUAAUAUCGAAUAAUAAAUUGGAUGUUUGGGGUGAAACAACCUUGACCCUCUAUAGAAAUCAAUUCCUUUACACAUCCUUAGAUAUCCAUGAAAAAUAUUCACCAGUGAUCUUAUUCAUCUACGUAAAAAAAGGGGAUCCCAAUACAAAAAUGCGAUUAUUUUGUUCUGUUAGAUUUUAAUAACCCAAUCGUUUCAAUGCAGAAAUCGAAACUUAUGGUCGAGUGCUUAAAUAUCACUCUAGAGAAGGCACAACUUUUUAUGACCCUACUCUAUAUGUUGCAAUCUUAGCACAAAAUGAUGUGGUUAUUACUAUCAAAAACGAAUUUGCGAAACCUCCUAUACCUAGAAAAAUCCUGUAAUUUAAAAAAAAGGAUGAACAAACUUAGGAAUUUGAAGAAUUAGCUGAUUUAAUCAUUCGAAAACGAAAGUUAAAAUAGAAAUCUUUAAAUUUCAUCAAUUUUAAUAGAUCGUUGCUUCGAAAGCAAAGGAUUGAAUCUCCGUGCAACACUGAACGAUUAAAAGAGAUAAAAUACAAAUAGACAUCCAUAUUAAAAGAAUAAAACCUAAAACAUAUUGCGUAGAUUGCUUUACAUGAUGUUGCAAAAGAAAUCAAGCAUAAAUAGAUGAACAUCCAACUCAAGUAAUCUGCUUAACUUAUAAAUAUAGAUAGAUGCAUAAAGAAUGGGUCUGUAAGAAAUGGAUUUAAAUUGUCAUUCUAAUCGAUUACAUAGCACCGUCUAUAAGUAAUUAUAUUAAAGUACAAAAACGCAUAUCUGAGAAAAACAUGAGGAAAUAAAUAUUGACAAUGCAAUUCAUCCACAAAAUUAAACAUAACAUUUUACAACAAGGACCAAAGAUAAAACCAAGAACCUUGUUGCUCUGUAAAAUGAGCAUGUAGAUUUGUAUCCACAGUCAACAGGACAAGGUGAAAUAGAAGAGUCACCAUAUUAUCAUCGAAAUUCUGAGACAAAACAUCCGAAGCUAUUAUAAAGUCACAAAGGGCUUACACACUGUUAAUCUAAGUAAGUGAUCAUUUGGAUUUAGUUAAAAAAUGCAUCAACAUGCUUGUUAGACACAAGAAUAAAAGGUUGGAAUUCAUGGCUUCGAUGAAGAUUGCCAUAUCCCAUCAAUGCAAACAGAUCUAUGGGGACAUCUUGAAGAUGAAGUAGCAAUCAAUAUCGCAACUGCCUCUUUAGCAAUAGUAGCAGCAGGAAAAGAAUAAGAACAAGAGGGAUCCCCUUCAUUACUUAAUUCAUGAUUAGUAUAGAAUUUAUUAUUAUCAUUUUAAUAGAUAAUUUAUAAUGUUUAUAUAUAAGAAAUUAUUUACUAAUGUGUUACAGAAAUGGAAUUAGGACUUUGAUGCUUUUCGAACAGUCUAUCAUGACAGUAAGAAAAAAGGAUUGGCCUUGUUGUUGAGACCAUUGCCCUUAGAAAUACCAAAGGAAGAGAUUAUUAAUAACUAUAUUGUGGAGGAAUUGGACCGCAGAGGAUUGAUAAAUUAUUAAUAUUAUCCGUUAAAUUAAUGAAUUCUCCAAGAGCAGAAACUCUGGAUUUAGAAUUAAAUGACACUAUCAACAAGAUCUAUAAUGGUUGUUAGAAGAUCAAUGAUAAACAUCUCAGAAUAAGGAUAUUGCAAUGGUUAGAUAAAGUGAGAACUCCAACACACAAUUUUAUUUGGAAAUAGAAUUCUUUAUUAUAUGCUCGUGUUCUAUUGGAGAUGACUCUUGAAAAAUAAUUAGACAAACCCUUUAGAGGAGUACCUCCAGACGGGCCAUUGCCGAGAUUGGACAAAUUUGAUGUCGUAAUUGAUUUGUAAUUUAAUAGUAAGCCUCAACAAGUUUGGCAGAAACUCAAACAAGUUCAGUAGGCCCAAUCUCCCAGGAAACCUUUAGGGAUGAUUUUGAAUAGAAAUCUGACUCCAAAAUUGAAGACUGAGCCUGGGUCUUACAAAUGCAACAAAUUCCAUAAUAGUCAGAAAUCCCAGAAGUGGGAUCAAAUCAAAGAGACUCUAGAAGGGGCUAAUAAAAAUAUGCAAGAAUUUAAACAAUUUUUAGAAAAUUUAUAAACUUAAUAACUAUCUCUUUGA
Molecule: messenger RNA, 2312 nt
Organism: Paramecium octaurelia
Lineage: Eukaryota; Ciliophora; Oligohymenophorea; Peniculida; Parameciidae
Source: the annotation of a GenBank genome assembly